CUGGGGAAGGGGAGGGAGGAUGCUUAGAGCGAAUGCUACCUCUCCAGACGGCAGGAUGAAGUGAACAGUCUGCGUGUUGUUCGCUGCUCUGGACGGUACUAGGAUGUAUUUAGGCAGAAGAGCCGGGCAGCAGAGACCCAGCAGCAUCACCGCCGCUGAGCCUGACAUGAAUGAUAAUUGAAAGACCUCAUUCAAAGGACUGAGCAGCGCUGGAAUCUGCAGAAGCCUGCCGGGCUUUACUCAGUCUCCGCUCCACGACAAAAAAUUUAGACAUCUUGGACUAAUGCCUACCUCCAUUGAUGUUUAAAGCCAGUUAAAGCCACUUGAAGACAAACUUCUACCAUGGCACUGAUUAUGGAGCCCGUGAGCAAGUGGAGCCCAAGUCAAGUGGUAGACUGGAUGAAAGGCCUGGACGACUGCCUGCAGCAGUACAUCAAGACUUUUGAGAAGGAGAAAGUAGGGGGAGACCAGCUGCUGCGCAUCACCCACCAGGAGCUGGAGGAUCUGGGCGUAUCCAGGAUCGGCCACCAGGAGCUCAUACUGGAAGCUGUGGACUUACUGUGUGCGCUGAAUUACGGUUUGGAGACUGAGAACUUGAAGACGCUUUCUCACAAGCUCAGCGCGUCUGCAAAAAACCUGCAGAACUUCAUCACGGGCCGGCGGCGCAGCGGCCAUUACGACGGCAGAGCCACUCACAAGCUGCCCAACGACUUCCUCACCUCUGUGGUAGACCUGAUCGCUGCUGCCAAGAGCCUGCUGGCGUGGCUGGACAGGUGCUCUUUCUUUUUCAGGUCACCGUUUGCUGCAGUGGCAGAUUACUCUGUGACCAGAAACAAUGUGAUCCAGCUAUGUCUCGAACUCACCACGAUCGUGCAGCAGGACUGCUCUGUGUACGAAACUGAAAACAAGAUCCUGCAUGUGUGUAAAACUUUGUCCGAAGUGUGCGACCAGAUUAUCUCCCUGUCCUCGGACCCCAUGGUGUCUCAGUCCGCACACCUGGAGGUGGUGCAGCUGGCCAACAUAAAGUCCGCCGAAGGCUUGGGUAUGUACAUCAAAUCAACAUACGACGGCUUACACGUGAUCACCGGGACGACAGAAGGAUCUCUGGCUGAUCGUUGUAAGAAGAUCCACGCUGGAGACGAAGUCAUUCAGGUCAACCAUCAGACAGUCGUGGGCUGGCAGCUGAAGAACCUGGUGAACCUGCUGCGUGGGGACCCUGCAGGUGUCACCCUAACGCUGAAGAAACGCCCACAGAGCACGCUCACAUCCACUCCUGCUCUGCUCAAAAACAUGAGAUGGAAACCAUUAGCUCUGCAGCCUGUCUUUCCUCAGAGUCCCAGCAGCAGCGUCGCUACGCCCACCAGCACAUUAAGCACUCCCUCCAGGCGAAGUAGCUGCGCCCUGCAGGAUCUGUACAUCCCGCCUCCUCCGGCGGAGCCUUACACCCCCAGAGACGAGAAGGAAAAUCUGACCGACGAGGAUCCUCAGUCGGACGCCCAGGCCGCGGAGCGAUCCGAGUCGCCCAACUCCUACCUGGACCAGGAGUGUCAGCGGCGAUUCCCUCUGGUGGAGGAAGACUCCAUACUCUACUGCUACGAGUACGACCAGAACCAGGAGGCCUCGUCGGUCCGCAGGGGGAGCACUCCCACCUACGGCAGGCUCAGGCCCAUCUCAAUGCCCGUGGAAUACAACUGGGUGGGAGAUGACGAAGACCUGGCGAAGCUGAGGAGAGAGAGCAGGAGAGAAAACUCCCUCCUGCGUUUCCCCAGUGAGGACAAACCCUCCGGGGAGAACUUCUUGCUGGGCCGCAGUCUGAGUCAGAACAGGAGGAAGAUGGAGCGAGGAAGCAGCCCCACCCACUACACGCUUGUUCCCGCCCUGGAAGUCGCCAUGUCCACGUCCAGCUCAGACUCUGCGUCGCUUUACCACGUGUUUGAGCGCUCCUCAAUGCUGUCUAGAUCUAAGAAGAAAAAGCAAGCUGCAAGCCCCAUGUCCUCCAUCAGUAAACGAAGGAUUUCCUGCCGGGACCUGGGUCAGGGCGACUGCCAGGGCUGGCUGUGGAAGAAGAAAGAUGCUAAAACCUAUUUUUCGCAGAAGUGGAAGAAAUACUGGUUUAUCCUGAAAGACACGUGUCUUUACUGGUACAUGAACGAAGAGGAUGAGAAGGCAGAGGGCUUUGUGAGUCUCCCAGAAUUCAGGAUUGAUCGUGCCACUGAAUGCAGAAGAAAAUAUGCAUUCAAGGCUUGCCAUCCCAAGAUAAAGACCUUCUACUUUGCUGCGGAAAAUGUAGAUGACAUGUCCCGGUGGCUGAGUCGGCUCAGUAUGGCUGUUGCAGGCUACUCUGAGCAGGAGAAAAUGCGCCAGGAACAAGAUUACUGGAGCGAGAGUGAUCACGAGGACAUGGAGAUGCCCCCAGUUCCCAAACGGGACAGUCCACCGCCCCCUUAUGACACUUAUCCCAGAGCAGCCUCAGUAAGUCCCUACCUGGAGCCAAAGCGUAGCCAUCUCUCCUCUUCGGACACAUUCCAGUCCCGUUCCUCACACGAGGAGUUCCACUCGGAGCCUCAGGAAAGCAGCAGCAACAACAGCGUCUCCCCUGGGCAGAAGGCGAGCAGCCACCGAAACUCGUGGCAGGACCAGAUGGAAGGCAAAUCCAGGAUGCACUACCUGCAGACGUAUCCAGUGGAAGAAUCCAUGCAGUCUGAAGACAGGGAGCAGCUGGCCAUUGAGUACCGCAGGCAGUCAACUCUGCCUGCACAGCGCAGCCUGCUGCAGGAGCAGUACAGGGCCCUGCCGCUGCCCCUCAGGGCCAGCAUAGAUUCUGACGCCGGAGGAAAACCUCGCAGCUUUACGCUUCCAAGAGACAGCGGGCUCCAUGCCAUCCUGGCAGCCACCGCUGCAUCAGACCAGAGAGAGACCCAGAACUACCAGCUGGACCGGGCCAGAGACACAGGCCGUGGACGUGACUGUCGAAUGCAGACGGACUCACUGGUGGACCUGUACCGGGCCCUGGAGCAGACCAGUCUGUCCACCUCUGCUGACCACAGAUCAGCCGGUCGCCUCGAGUACAAACGCUCCUUUGUCCGCAGAGUUAACGACCCCCUCCUAAACGACAAGCUCCACCGCCUGCGGAUUCUUCACAGCUCACUGAAGAAUGUUCCUCUUCAAGACACAAACCGGUCGCUGGGGUUUUUAGAUUAGCCCCGCUGAGCGCCAUCCCACCCCCCAGCCACCCGCAGCUUGGCUUCUGCUUGUGCCUCACAUUUGGAGUCAAAGGCACCAAAACACAUCUUUUACCUCCUCAACCAUCCAUCCAUCCAUCCUUUCAUUUCUUUCUGCUGCUUCUCUCAAAAGCAGAAACAAAAACUACUGAUGUCACUUUUUGCCUCAUCUCAUCCUCAAGCAGGGCAGGGAUCCAAACAAAGAUUGGAUUAAUAAAGCAACUGAAAGCACUUUGUGUCCAUUUCAAAGAUUCAUCUGAAAGCUUUUAAAAAUCAUCACUUCCAUGCAUGGCAACCUCCCCCCGCUCUUCUGUUGAAUUGUUUUUAUACCUUUACGCUGGAGUCGUGUACAGCUGCUCUUCAAAAAGAAGCCUCUUUUUGGUUGUACGCCACUUUUCAUUGUGCAUGUACAUUCGAUCCAUGGGUAUGUUUGUUUUGUGACUGUACAGGGUGUUAAGCAUAUUAACAUAUGUUGUAUAUUUAAUAUUACAUUCCUACAACAGUGACCACACCACGUUUCUUUUUUGUUUGUUUGUUUGUUUGGCUACCUAUUUAAUCUGUACAUCAAGUGCUGUGCCUCAGUGAUAGUGAAUGUACAUUGUACCUUUUUAAAGAGGGAGAGAAGAGAGAAGAUUUAGAGAGAAAGCUAUUUCCUCAGAGCAGAGGCAUAAAAAUGUAACGCCUGGCAAUAAUGAACUACUGUAUAUUACAAUGGAGCGAUAAGAAUAGUUGUCUAUUUUUGUAUGCAUGCUGUCUACCUGAUUG
Messenger RNA from Poecilia latipinna (sailfin molly), 3986 nucleotides. RefSeq names its product connector enhancer of kinase suppressor of ras 2-like. NCBI's taxonomy places the organism in Eukaryota, Metazoa, Chordata, Actinopteri, Cyprinodontiformes, Poeciliidae. The coding region runs from base 343 to 3201 and encodes 952 amino acids. The record is from RefSeq and is a predicted model, not a curated record. Gene Ontology annotation, molecular function: protein binding. Gene Ontology annotation, biological process: regulation of signal transduction. The transcript is spliced from 23 exons. Gene Ontology annotation, cellular component: cytoplasm; membrane.